CGCGCGCGCGCGCCCGUGACGCGUCCGGGCUUGCUUGCGCCCUCCCGCGCCCCAGCGUCGGCCGCCAGCUCAUGGCCCGGGCCGGGGCCGACGAGCCGCGCUAAGGCGGGCCGCGCGGAGUCGUGGGGCCGCCGCCGUGGCCCUCCCUGUCCGCACCUCGCCGCCACCCCCGGUGCCCGCGCACGCCGGCCGCCAUCGCCUUCGCGCCUGGCUGGCGGGGGCGCUGUUUUCCCCCGCCGUCCGCGCCGCUCCCUGGAGCUCGGCGGAGCGCGGCUGCCAGGGCCGGCGGAGGCACGAGGAGCCGGACCCCGUUGCCUGUGUCGCCGCCGGCGCCGCGGGGGCCAUGACCGUGGAGCAGAACGUGCUGCAGCAGAGCGCGGCGCAGAAGCACCAGCAGACGUUUUUGAAUCAGCUGAGAGAAAUUACUGGCAUUAAUGAUGCCCAGAUACUACAGCAAGCCUUGAAGGAUAGUAAUGGAAACUUGGAGCUAGCGGUGGCUUUCCUUACUGCGAAGAAUGCCAAGACCCCGCAGCAGGAGGAGACGGCUUACUACCAGACAGCGCUUCCUGGCAAUGAUCGGUACAUCAGUGUGGGAAGCCAAGCAGAUACGAGAAAAAAACAGUAUAUGCCCACCAGAACAAGAUGUGCUACAGUUGAGCAAUCAAAGUAUGGAUCAAAAGAUAAAAGGGAUUUGGAUGUGAUUGAUCUCACUGGAGAUGAUAAAGAUGAUCUUCAGAGAGCAAUUGCCUUGAGUUUGGCGGAAUCAAACAGGGCAUUCAGGGAGACUGGAAUAACUGAUGAGGAGCAAGCCAUUAGCAGAGUUCUUGAAGCCAGCAUAGCAGAAAACAAAGCAUGUUUGAAGAGGACACCUACUGAAGUUUGGAGAGAUUCUCGAAACCCUUAUGAUAGAAAAAGGCAGGACAAAGCUCCUGUUGGACUAAAGAAUGUUGGCAAUACUUGCUGGUUUAGUGCUGUUAUUCAGUCGUUAUUCAAUCUUUUGGAAUUUAGAAGAUUAGUUCUGAAUUACAAGCCUCCAUCAAAUGCUCAAGAUUUACCCCGAAACCAAAAGGAGCAUCGGAAUUUGCCUUUUAUGCGUGAGCUUCGGUAUCUGUUUGCACUUCUUGUUGGUACUAAGAGGAAAUAUGUUGAUCCAUCAAGAGCAGUUGAAAUUCUCAAGGAUGCUUUCAAAUCAAAUGACUCCCAGCAGCAAGACGUGAGUGAGUUUACACACAAAUUAUUAGAUUGGUUAGAAGAUGCCUUCCAAAUGAAAGCUGAAGAAGAGACGGAUGAAGAGAAGCCAAAGAACCCCAUGGUAGAGUUGUUCUAUGGAAGAUUCCUGGCUGUGGGAGUGCUUGAAGGUAAAAAAUUUGAAAAUACUGAAAUGUUUGGUCAGUACCCACUUCAAGUAAAUGGAUUCAAAGAUCUACAUGAGUGCCUAGAAGCUGCUAUGAUUGAAGGAGAAAUUGAGUCUUUACAUUCAGAAAAUUCAGGAAAAUCCGGGCAAGAGCAUUGGUUUACUGAACUACCGCCUGUGUUAACAUUUGAGUUGUCAAGAUUUGAAUUUAAUCAGGCAUUGGGAAGACCGGAAAAAAUUCACAACAAAUUAGAAUUUCCUCAAGUUUUAUAUCUGGACAGAUACAUGCAUAGAAAUAGAGAAAUAACAAGAAUUAAGAGGGAAGAAAUCAAAAGACUAAAAGAUUACCUCACAGUAUUACAACAAAGACUAGAAAGGUAUUUAAGCUAUGGUUCAGGUCCCAAACGAUUCCCCUUGGUAGAUGUUCUGCAGUAUGCCUUGGAAUUUGCCUCAAGUAAACCCGUUUGCACUUCUCCUGUUGAUGAUAUUGACGCUAGUUCCCCAUCUAGUGGUUCCAUACCAUCACAGACGUUACCAAGCACAACAGAUCAGCAGGGAGCUCCUUCUUCAGAGCUGCCAAGCACAUCGCCUGCAUCGAUAGCUGCCAUUUCAUCGAGAUCAGUAAUACAUAAACCAUUCACUCAGUCUCGGAUACCUCCAGACUUGCCCAUGCAUCCAGCACCAAGGCAUAUAACAGAAGAAGAACUCUCUGUGCUAGAAAGCUGUUUACAUCGCUGGAGGACAGAAAUAGAAAAUGACACCAGAGAUUUGCAGGAAAGCAUAUCCAGAAUCCAUCGCACAAUUGAACUAAUGUACUCUGACAAAUCUAUGAUACAGGUUCCUUAUCGUUUACAUGCUGUUUUAGUUCAUGAAGGCCAAGCUAAUGCCGGGCACUACUGGGCAUACAUUUUUGAUCAUCGUGAAAACAGGUGGAUGAAGUACAAUGAUAUUGCUGUAACAAAAUCAUCAUGGGAAGAGCUAGUGAGGGAUUCCUUUGGUGGUUAUAGAAAUGCCAGUGCAUACUGUUUAAUGUAUAUAAAUGAUAAGCCGCAAUUCUUAAUACAAGAGGAGUUUAAUAAAGAAACUGGGCAGGCUCUUGUUGGAAUAGAAACACUACCACCGGACUUAAGAGAUUUUGUUGAGGAAGACAACCAACGAUUUGAGAAAGAACUAGAAGAAUGGGACGCACAGCUUGCCCAGAAAGCUUUGCAGGAAAAACUUUUAGCAUCUCAGAAAUUGAGAGAGUCAGAGUCUUCUAUGACAACAGCACAAGCAGGAGAACCAGAAUAUCUAGAGCAGCCGUCAAGAAGUGAUUUCUCAAAGCACUUGAAAGAAGAAACUAUUCGAAUAAUUACCAAGGCAUCACAUGAGCAUGAAGAUAAAAGUCCUGAAACAGUUUUGCAGUCGAAACCUGAAAAUACCACAAGUCAACCACCUUCCAACCAGCAAGUUGUAGAGGUGGCGAUUCCUCAUGUAGGGAAAUUUAUGAUUGAGUCAAAGGAGGGGGGUUAUGAUGACGAGGUCAUGAUGACACCGAACAUGCAAGGUAUUAUCAUGGCAAUAGGUAAAGCCAGGAAUGUAUAUGACAGGUGUGGCCCUGAAGCAGGGUUCUUUAAGGCAAUUAAGUUGGAAUAUUCAAGGUUGGUUAAAUUGGCUCAAGAAGACACCCCACCAGAAACAGACUAUCGUUUGCAUCAUGUAGUGGUCUACUUUAUCCAGAAUCAGGCACCAAAGAAAAUCAUUGAGAAAACAUUGCUAGAACAAUUUGCAGAUAGAAAUUUGAGUUUCGAUGAAAGGUGUCACAACAUAAUGAAAGUUGCUCAAGCCAAAAUUGAAAUGAUAAAACCUGAAGAAGUAAACUUGGAGGAAUAUGAGGAGUGGCAUCAGGAUUAUAGGAAAUUUAGGGAAACAACCAUGUAUCUCAUAAUUGGGCUGGAAAAUUUUCAAAGAGAAAGUUAUAUAGAUUCCUUGCUGUUCCUUAUCUGUGCUUAUCAGAAUAACAAAGAACUCUUGUCCAAAGGCCCGCACAGAGGACAUGAUGAAGAACUGAUAUCACAUUAUAGAAGAGAAUGUUUGCUCAAAUUAAAUGAACAAGCUGCAGAACUGUUUGAAUCUGGAGAGGAUCGUGAAGUAAACAAUGGUCUGAUUAUCAUGAAUGAGUUUAUUGUUCCAUUUUUGCCCCUGUUAUUGGUGGAUGAAAUGGAAGAGAAAGAUAUACUUGCUGUGGAAGAUAUGAGAAAUCGAUGGUGUUCCUAUCUUGGGCAAGAAAUGGAAUCAAACCUCCAAGAGAAGCUGACAGAUUUUCUGCCAAAACUGCUGGAUUGUUCUACGGAGAUUAAAGGUUUCCACGAGCCUCCGAAAUUACCUCCGUACUCCACACAUGAACUCUGUGAGCGAUUUACCCGAAUCAUGUUGUCCCUCAGUCGAACUCCUGCUGAUGGAAGAUAAACUGCACACACUUUCCCUAAACACACUGUAUAAACUUUUUUUCGUUCUUAACCCUUGCCUUCCUGUCACAGGGUUUGCUUGUUGCUGCUAUAGUUUUUAACUUUUUAUUUUUAAUAACUGCAAAAAGACAAAAUGACGAUACAGACUUUAGCCAGACUGCAAAUAAUAAAGCUGAGAAUCGCAUGGCGCUCAGACUUUGUUUUAACUAGAACCAAUGUAUAACUACAGAUCUGAUUGAUUUUAUUAUGGCAAAACCAUGCUUUUGCCACCUUUCUGUUACAGUAUUACUUUGCUUUUAUCUAUUCUUUAUCUACAGCUUUCCAUUCAGUCUGGAUCCUCCAUGACUAUAGCCAUUUAAGUGUUCAGCACUGUGUACAAUAUAUAAUAUUUGGUAGCUUGUAAAUGAAAUUAAAGAAUAAAGUUUUAUUUAUGGCUACCUAUGUGUUUGUAAGCA
This is a messenger RNA of Sus scrofa (pig), 4256 nucleotides long. RefSeq names its product ubiquitin specific peptidase 25 (gene USP25). The record is from RefSeq and is a predicted model, not a curated record. Gene Ontology annotation, molecular function: SUMO binding; cysteine-type deubiquitinase activity. Gene Ontology annotation, biological process: protein deubiquitination. Gene Ontology annotation, cellular component: cytosol; nucleus. Lineage: Eukaryota; Metazoa; Chordata; Mammalia; Artiodactyla; Suidae.